This is a messenger RNA of Gasterosteus aculeatus aculeatus (three-spined stickleback), 2325 nucleotides long. RefSeq names its product bone morphogenetic protein 15 (gene bmp15). NCBI's taxonomy places the organism in Eukaryota, Metazoa, Chordata, Actinopteri, Perciformes, Gasterosteidae. The record is from RefSeq and is a predicted model, not a curated record. Gene Ontology annotation, cellular component: extracellular region. Gene Ontology annotation, molecular function: cytokine activity; growth factor activity.
CCGUUUCCGGAAGUUGACAGUCCAAAAAGUGAGCGCGACCAGGUGAGCCCGUAUCUCCCGCCCUACGGCCGCGCGGAGGAUGGUUACCAACUACAGCCUCGUGCGUGGAGCUCGCUAGCACGAGAGGUUGUUGUUGUUGUGGUUGAUGUUUUAUGUUUAUUAUUAUAUAUUUAUGUUAUAUAUAUAUAUUAUAUAUGUAUAUGAGAAACAUGAAGGCGACCCGCGCCGCGCACGGCUUACUGCGCGCCUGCGUCCUGUCCUGGCUCGCCUACCUGUUGUCCUCCACCUGCGCCACCUGCGGAGCGGCGGCCUCCGACCACCACCGCCACCAGCAGCACCGCCACCAGCGCCACCACCACCGGCCGCUGACGGAGGAGCAGAAGGCGGACCAGAACCUGCAGUUCAUGUUGAGUCUGUACCGCAGCGCCGCGGAGCCGGACGGCCGGCCCAAGCAGCACCGGAAGUUCGGCUCCAACACGGUGCGCCUGCUGAGGCCGUCCGCCGCCUCGGUGCGCCACCUGCCGGCCUCCCCAGACCACCGCUACAGCUUCACCGUGCAGUACAACCUGGACACGGUUCCCUCUGAGCAGCUGAUCAGAGCCUCCUUCAUCCACCUCCGCUCUGCACCGUCGUCCUCCUCCGCCCGGCCCCUCCGCCCCCCCCGCUGCAGGGCUCAGAUCCCCUCACUGGGCAAAGCCAGCCUGGUCACCCUCGAGCCCCACGAGCGGUGGACCGAGACGGACAUCACCGCCCACGUCCGGCGGGGGAGGAGCCGGGGCCCGGGGGGCCACUUGACCCUCACGGCCCAGUACUGGUGCACGGAGCCCCCGCGCGCCGGAGGGGGCGGCGGCCUCUUGGGGUGGCGGUUUCCCCUCCACGGGAGGGAGCCCCACCUCGAGGUCCCGUCUCUUCUUUUAUACGUGGAGGAGGAGCGGGAGGGGAAGGACUGGAUGGGCGACCUGCUGGGGGUCCAAGGGGAGAACGUCACGCGGCGACUCGGGCAGUGGCAUCCUUCCCCGCCGCCGCCACCCCCCCUCCCCUUCCACCGCCGCCGCCGCUCCAAAGACCCCUCCCCAACGGACCCCAAGGACGCGUCGCUUGACGUGCUGCGAAACGCCCCCACCUACUCCUCCUCUUUCUCCACCUCCACCUCCGCCUCCAUCAUCUCCGACAUCCACGGCGCCAACCGGCGGGCGGCCGCGCCCAAGAACCGCUGCAAGCUGCACUCCUUCCGCCUGUCCUUCGACGAGCUGGGCUGGGGCCAGUACUUCAUCGCGCCGCUGGUGUACAACCCGCGCUUCUGCCAGGGCAACUGCCCCCGGGUGCUGACCUACGGCUUCCACUCGCCCAACCACGCCAUCAUCCAGACGGUCAUCAGCGACCUGGGCGUGGGCGACGUCCCGCCGCCCUCCUGCGUGCCGUACAAGUACAUGCCCAUGAGCGUGCUGGUGGUGCACAAGAAGAAGGUGGAGUACCGGGAGCUGGAGGACAUGGUCGCCGAGUCGUGCACCUGCCGCUGACUCGGCGGCGGCGGGGGGGGCGGCGGCGAGGGGGUUUAAGCACUUUACCGUUGAAGCACUUUAAAAAGAAACGGGCAGCUGAAGCUCUGAUUGAGAAGCCGAGUGUGGGAGCGUUUUAAAGCCUCCAGGCCAAUAAAAUAAAACCACAUCGACUCAAUGAAAUGGACUUAAACGUCAGGUAGCUUUUUAAAAAAAUAAGAAAAAAAAAGGCGUGGAGGCGCUGGCUUGUUUGGGUAUGAAGCGUUGAAUCAUCGCCGGCGGUCGAACCUCAAACCGCAGCCGUCUAACUCGUGCGUUCCUUCUCGUGCUCGUCUGUGUGCCGUUUGUUCUUUUUGUCCUUUUAAAGAGAGAAAAAAAAAAAACUUGAUUGGUGUUUCGUAUCAGAGCUGACAUUCCCAAGAAGAACCCCCCCCCCCCCAAAAAACAACAACUUAUGUAUUGAAGAACAGCGUGCGGUUUGAUGGCACGGCGACGUAUUAGUGGCUGCUAAAAUAUAAAGAAGUCAGCGUUUUAAUGGAUGAGGGCUCGACCGCGUUAGACGGGACCUCGAAGGCUUUCGUGUCGUCACAAUUGAUUUUGCUGUUUACAAUCAACUUUUGUAUGUAUUUAUAAUGGGAGGGGGCUCCAAAAAAACCGUAAUGUGCUGCUACCGGGCUGUCUUAGAAAAUAAUAAAACCCUGAAUGAAGGAUUAAGAGAAAAGAUCACGUGAAAGAAGAAAAAAAGUUUUGUAGUCGGAAGGAAUGCAAUUUUUAUUACGCGUGAAAAUGGAUAAUACAAUAAAAUGCAUGUUUUCUAAAAGCCUAA